This is a messenger RNA of Rotaria sp. Silwood2, 492 nucleotides long. The record is from the annotation of a GenBank genome assembly. NCBI's taxonomy places the organism in Eukaryota, Metazoa, Rotifera, Eurotatoria, Philodinida, Philodinidae.
AUGGCACUUUACUAUUUCGAAAAGUGCCUGAGAAUAUAUGAGCAAACUUUACCAAAACUACAUAGCUGUCAAGCUAUCACAUACAGUAGUUUAGGUGAUAUUCAUCGCUUGAUUGGGGAUUAUGAAACAGCACUUUCAUUUCAUCGAAAAGCAUUAAGUAUUCAAGAGAAUGCUCAAUGUAAUCCACUGGAAUGUGCAACAACAUUUGCGAAUUUAGGUGAGACUUAUCGAGAAAUGGGAGAUUAUUUGACGGCAUUGACAUAUUUUCAAAAAGGAUUACAAAUACGUGAAAAUAAACUACCAAAAAAUCAUCCUGAUUUAGCUGUAAUUUAUUACAAUUUGGCGAAAUUAUAUUUGGCUACUGGAGAAUAUAGUAUAGCAAUGAAAAAUGUUCAACAAGCGUUAGAUAUUGCUCAAGACAAAUUACCUUCAAAUCAUCCUCAUCUUUUGGACUAUAGAGAAUCAUUUGAAAAAAUUCGAAAGAAGAUGUGA